CAGGAACGCCUGAGAAAAAUGAGUUGCCGGUGGCUGAUGUAAUGAUCAGAAAUCCAUGUGGUAGAAGUUGGCCAAUCUUUAGGAAUUGUUUGAGGACUGCUAGAGCUUUGAAAACACCACAGAUUCAGGUAGUGGUUCCUCGAGUCUGCUCCUCGUUGUCUGCGGGAGAAUCUGACAUGGCUUCCGCAGUAUCUGAGCAGCACAAUUUCCCGAAAGAAGAGGAAAAAAUAUUGGAACUGUGGAAAAAGCUCGACGCAUUCAAGUCCUCAUUACGGCAAUCUGAGGGCCGUCCAAGGUACACUUUUUAUGAUGGUCCACCCUUUGCCACAGGAUUACCACAUUAUGGUCAUAUUCUAGCAGGAACAAUCAAGGACAUUGUGACACGUUAUGCCCACCAAACAGGUUAUCAUGUGGAGAGAAGAUUUGGUUGGGAUUGUCAUGGGCUUCCUGUGGAGUAUGAAAUUGACCAAAAGUUAAAUAUAAAGGGUCCAGAUGAUGUGGCAAAGAUGGGUAUUGCCAAAUAUAAUGAUGAAUGCCGGAAAAUCGUCAUGAGAUAUUCAACAGAUUGGGAGCGAAUCGUGAGUAGACUUGGAAGAUGGAUUGAUUUUGAGAAUGACUACAAGACACUCUACCCGUGGUUCAUGGAGACUGUCUGGUGGGUUUUCAAGCAGCUUCAUGAGAAGAAUAUGGUAUACCGGGGAUUUAAGGUCAUGCCUUACUCAACUGUGUGUAACACUCCACUCUCAAACUUUGAGUCGAACCAGAACUACAAAGAAGUACAGGACCCUGCAGUGUUUGUCAGUUUUCCUCUUGAUGAGAGCCCUGACGUCAGCAUGAUUGCCUGGACAACCACGCCUUGGACAUUACCUAGCAACCUGGCUUUAGUUGUCAAUAAAGACAUGGAAUAUGUCAAGGUCAAAGAUAACAGCACAGAGAAGGUUUAUAUUAUGAUGGCUGCCCGUCUUGAUGCUCUUUUCAAGACACCAGAAGAGUAUACUGUCUUAGAAAGGUUCAAGGGUGCAAGUCUAGAAGGAAAAACUUACAAACCUAUGUUUCCAUACUUUGAGCAGCUAAAAUCAAGUGGGGCAUUUAGGAUUCUGACUGAUAGCUAUGUCACCGAGGAGAGCGGGACAGGUGUUGUUCACUCUGCACCUGCUUUUGGUGAGGAUGAUUACCGUGUGAGCAUGGCAAAUGGAGUUAUUCAUAAAGGGGGAAGCUUGCCAUGCCCUGUAGAUGCCAAUGGCAAGUUCACAGCAGAGGUGACUGACUUUGCUGGUCAGUAUGUCAAGGAUGCUGAUAAACACAUCAUCAAGUGGCUGAAGCAGCAUCGGCGUCUGGUCCACCAGAGUACCAUCAAGCACAACUACCCCUUCUGCUGGAGGUCUGACACCCCUCUGAUUUACAAAGCUGUACCUGGUUGGUUCAUACGUGUAGAGUCCAUUGUGGACAAGCUUUUAGCCAACAAUCAGAAGUGUUACUGGGUUCCUGAGUUCGUGAAGGAGAAGAGGUUCCACAACUGGCUUCAGAAUGCGCAUGACUGGAAUGUGUCCCGUAACCGUUACUGGGGCACACCCAUUCCACUUUGGGUCAGCGAUGACUACCAAGAGGUGGUUUGUGUUGGCUCCGUUGAUGAGCUGGCCGAAUUGUCUGGUGUCCGGCUUACUGACCUUCAUAGAGAAAAUGUUGAUCAUGUAACCAUCCCUUCCAAGACUGGCCGAGGGGUCCUGAGGAGAGUACCUGAAGUGUUCGACUGUUGGUUUGAGAGUGGGAGCAUGCCCUAUGCUCAGGUCCAUUACCCCUUUGAGCGCAAAGAAGAUUUUGAGAAAACGUUUCCUGCGGACUUUAUUGCAGAGGGCAUUGACCAAACCAGAGGAUGGUUUUAUACUCUGCUAGUGAUAUCCACUGCACUGUUUGACAAGCCACCAUUCAAGAAUCUAAUCGUUAACGGCCUUGUACUUGCAGCUGAUGGCGCAAAGAUGAGCAAACGAAAGAAGAACUACCCUGAUCCUAUGGAAAUUAUCAACAAGCAUGGCUCCGACGCCCUCAGACUUUACCUGAUCAACUCGCCAGUGGUGCGCGCAGAGACGCUGAAAUUCCAGGAAAAAGGCGUCAAGGAUGUUGUGAAGGAUGUUUUUCUGCCCUGGUACAAUGCGUAUCGCUUUCUUAGCCAGAGCAUUGACCAGUUUCAGAGGGUACACAAUGUCAACUUCGCCUAUGACGAGAACAACACUAUGGAGCUGCACAACAUCAUGGAUAAAUGGAUCUUGUCCUUUACGCAGAGUCUUGUUCAGUUUGUCCACCAGGAAAUAGACGCCUACCGCCUGUACACCGUGGUUCCACGACUCGUGAAAUUCAUUGAAUACCUGACCAACUGGUAUGUUCGGUUUAACAGGAAAAGACUCAAGGGAGACCAGGGUCAAGAAGAUGCGAUGCAGGCCAUUCAGACUCUGUUUGGAGUCGUACUUACCAUCACAAAGCUCAUGGCCCCUUUCACGCCGUUUUUGACGGAGCACAUUUAUCAGAACAUGAAACCGUUCAUCGUGUUUGACGAGAGUGAAAAGGAGAACGACAGCAUUCACUAUCUUAUGGUCCCCAAAACAAGGGAAAACUUGAUUCACACAGAGAUUGAACGCGCGGUUUCACGGAUGCAGGCCACAAUAGAGUUGGGUCGAGUUGUAAGAGACAGAAUGACCAUCCCAACAAAGUACCCGCUUCCCGAGGUAGUCAUCAUCCAUCAAGACAAGCAGUGCUUGGAAGACGUCAUUUCUCUACAAAACUACAUCAAAGAGGAGCUGAAUGUUCGUAAGGUGACCGUGUCGUCUGAUAAGGACAAGUUCGGACUGCGCUUGCGCGCAGAACCUGAUAGUCAAACGCUGGGCAGACGUCUCAAGGGCGCAUUUAAACAGGUCUUCCAGGCUGUGAAGGAACUGACCGAUGAGGAAUUAAAGACAUACGAAGAAAAGGGCGAGCUGACUGUUUGUGGUCACGUGCUAUCCGGCACAGACCUCAAGCUGGCGUAUUCCUUUGAUCAAAAUGGCGAUCUCCCUUUAACCUACGAGCCGCAUUCGGAUAGUGAGAUUCUUAUCCUUCUUGACGUCACGCCUGAUCAGAAGAUGUUGGAUGAGGGUCUCGCACGAGAGUUUGUCAACCGCAUUCAGAAACUAAGGAAAAAGGCCGGCCUGCAACCCGUGGAUGACGUCAGCAUUGUCUAUGAAGUCGAGCCCUCUGGCAGUCAGCGGCUAGGCGAGAUAAUCAAUGCGCACAAGGAGUACAUCCAGACAAGCGUAAAGCAACCAGUGCGCAGCUCGCCACUGCCGGCUCUUACAGAAAUCAUUCACGAACAGACAGAUAUCAAAGGUGAAAAGCUUCGACUUUGGAUCUUCCGUGGUCACGUGAACGAUGACACCAUUACGGGCUCAAGUACCCACCCCUCCCCCGUCUGUCGGUUUGUUAACGUUGAGCUGCGCGGUGGGAAGCCUGGUAACGGCAUCAAGAGCUGUAACGCAACAGUCUUGCUAGAGAACCCACAGGGUGACCACCCCAUGACACUAGAUCGGCUUAGUGAUCAGGUGAAGGCCAUCUUUGCACUGGGAGCAGGGCAGAAACUAGAAUUUUCGCUCUCCCAAUCGGGCGAUGAAGUUCUGAAGCCAUUCACUCUGAGGCAACUUCACGGCGCGAAACUUUACGCCUUUGUGAAGAAGUGAAAGUCAUCCGUCCAGGCUUAGGAAGCUGAUAUCUUUUGAAGUAAGGAAUCAUUUUAAAUUAGUUAAGUCAGUAUAGUCUCCAUAGUUGAUCUCCUGUACAUUGAGUAUUCCAAGUGAAGCACUAUUUUAAUUAACCCGAGUCUUCUCUGGAUUACUUUACAAUAAUCCUUUGGAUUCUAUGUUGCUACUUAAAAAAUUGCGCCAGAUCCUCUCAAUUUGUGGAGAAAAUAAAUAUAUUGAACUUCUA
Messenger RNA from Nematostella vectensis (starlet sea anemone), 3951 nucleotides. RefSeq names its product isoleucine--tRNA ligase, cytoplasmic. The transcript is spliced from 35 exons. Lineage: Eukaryota; Metazoa; Cnidaria; Anthozoa; Actiniaria; Edwardsiidae. Gene Ontology annotation, biological process: isoleucyl-tRNA aminoacylation. Gene Ontology annotation, molecular function: isoleucine-tRNA ligase activity; ATP binding; aminoacyl-tRNA deacylase activity. The coding region runs from base 42 to 3704 and encodes 1220 amino acids. The record is from RefSeq and is a predicted model, not a curated record.